Prunus armeniaca (apricot) is the source of this 195-nucleotide messenger RNA. The record is from the annotation of a GenBank genome assembly. Lineage: Eukaryota; Viridiplantae; Streptophyta; Magnoliopsida; Rosales; Rosaceae.
AUGAAGUGUUUGUUAAUUGUUGGAUUAUGGUGCACUCACCCUAACAGCAAAGAAAGACCAAAAGCAGGCCAUGUGAUGAAGGUUCUUCAGCUUGAAGCACCAUUGCCAGUACUUCCAUAUGACAUGCACAGAUAUGAUCAUCUCAUGCCACAAGACAAUGAUUUAAGUCCUUCAGCUCGAUGUACCAUUGCCUGA